CGUAGAGACCCGCGACAAGGUAUCAAGGCAUAUAUACUACAUACAUUCGUCAUUCUAUAACCCAAGAUGGUUGCAAACACCAGACCACAAACAUUAGCCGGCAAAGUCGCCAUUGUGACAGGCGCAACGAGAGGAAUCGGCGCUGGGCUGGCUGAAGAAUUAGCCCGUCGAGGAGCUAAAGUCCUGAUAACAUACACAUCAGCAAGCAGCGAAUCCGUCGCUGACCAAAUGAUCGAGAGAAUCGAAAGUUUCAACAACGGCGCCACAGCAGCCAAAGUCCGCGCCGAUCUGCGCGAUCUAUCCGCUGGACAAACGAUCGUCGAAGCCUCGAUGCAAGCAUUCGGCCCUAACAUCGAUAUACUAGUUAACAACGCCGGCGUGGAGGUGGUAAAGCCCCUUUGUGAUCUUACAGUGGAAGACUACAACCUCGUUUACGACCUCAACGUCCGCGGCGCUAUCUUUCUAACCCAGGCUGUUCUCCCACAUCUGCGCGCACCCGGUCGAAUCAUCAAUAUUAGUUCCGUCGGUGCACGGGCCGGAUUCGCCAAUCUGUCGAUUUAUUGCUCGUCCAAGGCUGCCUUGGAGGGCUUGACGCGCUGCUGGGCUGCGGAGCUGGGGAAUACCGGGCAUACGGUGAAUGCUGUUAACCCGGGGCCGGUGCAGACGGCUUUACUGGAGAAUAUUCCCAGGGAAUUGGUGGAGAUGCAGAAGUCUGUUACGCCGGUUGAGCAUCGGGUUGGGACUAUUGAUGACGUUGCGCAGGUGGUUGCUUGGCUUGCGUCUGAGGAGAGUCGGUGGGUUUCGGGACAGGCGAUUUCUACUUCUGGGGGCUUCGCGAUGUAUUGAUUCUUGGGCGGGUUGGGUGAUGCAGGUGGUAGAUUGAAG
Molecule: messenger RNA, 885 nt
Organism: Aspergillus pseudotamarii
Lineage: Eukaryota; Fungi; Ascomycota; Eurotiomycetes; Eurotiales; Aspergillaceae
Product: SDR family NAD(P)-dependent oxidoreductase
Exons: 2
Coding region: 67-846 (259 amino acids)
Molecular function (GO): oxidoreductase activity
Source: RefSeq, a predicted model, not a curated record